CUUUGCGAAGGCUACACUCGGCUCUGAAAAACAUUGUGAAAAUUUUCGUGGUCCGAAUAGUACCUCGUCCACCGGGUAGGAAAAAAGCUCUUUAAAUUCACGAGUCCGGAUUAUUGGCAACCAUGGAGCAAUUGAUCCUCUUAUCCAACUGAUUUCGCACAAAGGAAAGCAGAUACGCAUACGGAAAAAAAAAAUCGGAAUUCGCCUUGACAAAAACAAGCAGAUCUACAAGAAGCGGAACAAUACAUGUGAUCCUGAGUAAGCUUCUAAAAACUUGCGAAAAUCGCUAAUUGGAUCAGAGUUAUUUCGAGAAACAUGGAUCCUCGUCCUGUUUUAUGAUCUCGACACAUCAUCAUCAGAUCUUUAAAUUUAAAGAUCGACGCAUCAGAUUUUCUUGCCACCUUACAGUUCUGUUCCAAUCCCACACGACAAAAUUCUUCUGACACAACUCCACAACGAAAACAGGGACCUUUCUGGGUAACAUAGAAGUUCUUUCAUUUGAAAAGCUUUAGCCGGCUUUCUCGAAAAAAACCAGAAAUCAAAAGAUGAAAUUCUCCAACGUGACUUCUUCCCGCCGCAAGUGCCGCAAGGCCCACUUCAACGCCCCGUCCCACAAGCGCCGUGUGAUGAUGUCCGCUCCGCUGUCCAAGGAGCUGCAGCAGAAGUACAAGGUCCGCUCCCUCCCUAUCCGCAAGGAUGACGAGGUGAUCAUCAAGCGUGGCCGCGCCGAGAAGCGUGAGGGCAAGGUGACCGGCGUCUUCCGCAAGAAGUGGAUGAUCCACGUCGAGCGGGUGUCUUACGAAAAAGGAAAAUCUUCUGCUUUUGUUCUUCUUUGUCAUGCUGUUGAUGUCGAGGAUAACUUUUUGUCAUAAUUCGAGAGUCAAGGUGGAUUUUUGCAUACGUUUCACCUUCAGCGUCGGUGUGGUGGUCAUCUCUCAUGCCAAGAAUGGCUUUUUUUGAAGAUUUUUUUAACAGAACCACAUUUCAAAGCGUGAGUUUUAGGUCCAAAGAGGGAUGAAAUAAAGUCUUGGCACGAGAAGAAGGCCGUUGCUUUGUAUGCCGAGAGUAUAUGGGUAUGCGAUACAGACUAGUAUCGAAUUGUCCUCGACAGCACAACAACAAGCCGAUGUCACAAGCAAAAGAUUUUUACCAUGCAUAGUCCCCGUGACAAGGUUAACGGACAGUCCACCAACGUCCCGGUGCAGCCAUCCAAGGUGAUGAUCACCAAGAUCAAGCUAUGAGAGUGCACAAUUCUCCCUCCCCCUCAUUUGUGAUGCGAAAGCCCAAAUCCACAUCUUGUCUGCAAGAACAGCGAGCAUGACAAAUUUUGGAACCACGAACAGCACUACAAUUCGUGUGUAUAUUUGUCGUGCGCAGGCUCCAUUUGAGCUGGUGUCUGUAUUGCUGCUCGUACCAUACAAAUGAGGGGGAGGGGGAGUUGUGCAAUCUCAUACAAGCUCGACAAGGAUCGCAAGGCCCUGUUAGAGCGCAAGUCCCGGUCCGACGAGUAAUUUGGGUAGGUGGUACUGAGAUGAUUUAGAAAAACACGAGCUUCACUUUGUGAUCUCGUGACAACUUUUCUAAAAUUUUUCGGAGAGAAAACUACUUACGAUGUGAGAAUAUUCAUCUGAACAAGUAUAGUCGUAAGCCGACGUGUGCUGUUGCAAGCAUCAUCUUGCAGCAACAUGUGCUUGGUUUUGACUGAAUUCGGAAUUCGAAACAAGAGAGAGAGAGGAAGAAGUAUGGUUUUUGAUAUCACCCUCACGCGUUUUUUUGAAUCACUAGCAUCUAAGUCACAAGUUGAAGUUUUCGAAUUUAGAUCUGGAACGAUGAAAUGACACUUGCUGUCAAGCCGAGAUUCUGAACGCUUUUAUGACAUUCUCUGCCGCACGAAUAAGACCAUUCGGUUUUAGACUUUCUUAGCCGAAGAAUUGCUGAUGAUAGGAGAGAAAAUUGUGACUUGUGAUGCACGUAUUCAAAGCACACAUUGACACCCAAGAUUGAAGACUUUGCUUUUUCCUUUUAUGCCGGCUGUUACCUUCUAAAAAAAAAAAGAAAGAG
Molecule: messenger RNA, 2061 nt
Organism: Amoebophrya sp. A120
Lineage: Eukaryota; Dinophyceae; Syndiniales; Amoebophryaceae
Source: the annotation of a GenBank genome assembly